Uranotaenia lowii is the source of this 1383-nucleotide messenger RNA. RefSeq lists its product as uncharacterized. Lineage: Eukaryota; Metazoa; Arthropoda; Insecta; Diptera; Culicidae. The transcript has a single exon. The coding region runs from base 1 to 1383 and encodes 460 amino acids. The record is from RefSeq and is a predicted model, not a curated record.
AUGGCGUCUGACCCGGGUGGCGGGGAGCCAUCCUGGGUUUUUGGAUCCCGUUUUGGAAUCCUAGAAAGUUUUGAUCCUGGCGGAAGAGACCUAAAAUCACAACCGGGAUUCGGAAAAGGAAAAAAACGAGCAGUCCAACGAAACUCCAAGGAUGAACGUUUUUACUCCAAGGAAGCACGAGUUGAUUCAAAUAAUGGUUCACGAUAUUUGAUAUUAUCACGUGCUGGUAGUGAAGAGACGAUGGAAAAAGUUUCUCCGUUUUUCAUCAAAAAAGCAAUAGAUUCUAUUACUUCCCAAGUUACCAUCAGUAGGAUGAAGGACGGGAAACUAUUGCUUAAAACAGUCGAUAAAUUUCAGGCCGACAAAUUGCUGAAGCAGAAAAUUCUAGGAGGGUCCUUCAAUGUGUCCAUAGAAGAACAUCCGACACUCAACACCACAAAAGGCAUCGUUUACUGUCGUGACCUUAAUUUCCUAUCUGACGUUGAAAUUCUUGCGGAACUGAAAAGCGAACAUGUGAUUGGUGUUCGCAGAAUCCAAAAAAAGAACGCUAAAGGAGAUCCGGAAGACACUGGAGCGUUUGUGUUGACCUUCAAUCUUGGACUCUUGCCCAUAUCUAUAGAUGUCGGAUUUCAUCGCUGCAGAGUUCAACUAUAUGUACCAUCGCCGCUUCGUUGUAUGAACUGUUUAAAAUUCGGGCAUCAUAAGGAUCGUUGCCGUGGAAACCAGAUGUGUGCUCAGUGCGCGGGAGUUUUCCAUGAUGGAAGUAACUGCCAAAAUUCCAUUACAUGCAUCAACUGUCGGGGACCUCAUAGUUCGUUGUUCAAGGGUUGCCCAGUGUACGAGGAUGAAUAUGAGAUCCAACGUAUUCGCGUUUCGGAAAAAUUGUCGCUGAGAGAAGCUAAAACCAAACGACGCCUUCAAGCACCCAAUCCGAUCGUCCAAAGGCUUACGGAAAGUUAUUCUCGAGUAACGAAGACAGGAACAUUGCCUCAUCAGCCGUACACUCAGCAAUCAACAAAUUCAAACCAACAAAGACGGAAAGAACACCAUCUACCAUCAAGUGUGCACCAGCUACCCAUUGCGCUUUCCUCCAGCUCGAUAACGCCUCAGUCGUCGGAAAAACUGCUGCAGUACUCAUUCUCGCAAGAGAGUGAGAUACUUGCAACGCCAUCAACAACAAUAGAGAUUCAACCAACUAAAAUAAGUUCACUUAGUACUGAAAGUAACAACUUAACACAAAGUGAAUCUACAAAAUUAUCUACACCAACACAACUAACAUUACUAGAAAACACUCAAUCAAAUGAUUUGUUUAGAAAUAAUGAUGACCGAUCAAUACUAACACGAGCGAUUAGCGCUUCAAUGUUUGUUAAAGAACUGAACUAA